This is a messenger RNA of Lolium perenne, 2967 nucleotides long. RefSeq names its product protein FAR1-RELATED SEQUENCE 11. Gene Ontology annotation, molecular function: nucleic acid binding; zinc ion binding. NCBI's taxonomy places the organism in Eukaryota, Viridiplantae, Streptophyta, Magnoliopsida, Poales, Poaceae. The record is from RefSeq and is a predicted model, not a curated record.
CGCAAAAAGCCCCCACGCCACGAAGCGAAGCACUGAUACCCUAACGGUUGCGCACCUCCAGUAGCUCGAGGCACCACCAGUUCUCGCGCCGCCGCCGCCCCUCACACUGACCUAGCCGUCGAUGGGCAGGUGAUACUGCAUGUGGAGGCGGUUCAUCACGAGGCUGGAGCGAGGGGAUCGACUCCCGGGCGAGUUUGUGAGCCACGCUUGGGCAGCCGAUGCGGAUGGCCGAAGGCUUUUUCGGGGAUCUGGAGCCGAGCUUGCAAGCGAUACUGGCAGAAGCUGGGAGCGGUGUAGAUGAUGUGGAGGCAGUUGUGGGUUGCUCAACGUUGCCUGGUGAGGCAUCGCCGGUGGCUGCCACUGCCGACAGCAUCAGCUCAACCUCGGGCAACUCUGUUGCUGGAGGACAAAGCACUGUCCGCGGCGAAUUGGGGGCCCUGGCUGAGGUGUCCGUGAUCGAUGGUGACGACGUUGGAGAGCGCGCCGUCGUCUCAGGUUGGAAGAGGAGGCCCCGCGUGGGGAAAGCCCCUCCCGAAAGACCCCUGAACUCAGCCCGGGUCACGGCACUUGAGCAGACUCUGCGCGAAUUUCCGGCCCGCAGUAGCGGCGAAGUGAUUGUUCCAGAGGUUGGGGUUACGUUUGAUUCGAUAGGCGAGGCCUACGACUUUUACAAUCUGUACUCUUGGGAACGGGGGUUCGGAGUUAGAUAUGGCAAAAGCCGGCUGAAUGUGGACAGAGUGAAGUGCAUGCAAGAGAUAGUAUGCGGGUGCUCGGGUAGGCCUCGAUCAACAAACUCUCAGUCAACGAGAUGCCUGUGCCCUGCCCUCAUCCGCUUGCUGCGUUCAAAGGACAAUGGGUGGUACAUUUGUGAGCACAGAGAUGUACAUAGCCACGAAUUGUCGGCAUCUUUCGGAGAGAGGGCGCAUUGGCCUUCGCACAGACACAUAGAUAGCUACACAAAGGAUUUGAUUAGGCAGCUGAGGGAGAACAACGUCAACCUUGGGAAGGUGUAUAGCAUCAUAGGAAGCUUCUUCGGGAAAAUGGAGAACAUACCUUUCACGAAAAGGGCAUUGAGGACUUUGUGUGGCAAGAUGAGUAGCGAGCAGGCGGAUGACGAUGUCAGGAAGACAAUAGAAGUGUUCUCCGAGAUGGGGGCUGCGGAUCCCGAAUUCACUUACAGUGUGCAAGUGGAUGACAAUAGCAGGAUAAUAAACCUGCUGUGGACUUCAGGGAAGGGGAGGGCUCAGUAUCAUUAUUUUGGUGAUGCAAUCACAUUCGACACCACAUACCGAACAAAUGUGUAUGACAUGCCGUUUGGUUUAAUUGUGGGUGUUAACAGCCACUUCCAGAGUGUCAUAUUCGCUGGUGUUCUGCUAAGGGAAGAAAAGGUAGAGAACUUUGAAUGGCUUUUCAGAGAAUUUGUGAAGAUGAUGAGUGGGAAGAAUCCAUUGACCAUCCUGACAGAUCAGUGCAGAGCGAUGGAAGUAGCUAUUGGGAAUGUUUUACCUAAUACGAAGCAUCGAUGGUGCAAGUGGCACGUCCUGCGGAAGGCGAAGGAAAGACUGGGUUCGUUGUAUGGGAAAAAUAGUCAGUUCAAGGUUGAUUUCCACCGCAUUGUGAACCAGAUGUUGACAAAAGAAGAAUUCGAGGGGGCCUGGGUUCACAUGCUGAGCACAUAUGCAUUGGAGAAGAAUCCAUAUCUUUACCAGAUAUACGAGACGAGGGCAAAAUGGGCGAAACCAUACUUCAGUGGCAUCUUCUGUGCGAGGAUGACUAGCACCCAGAGGAGUGAAAGUGCCAAUCACAUGCUCAAGACUUAUGUGCCGCCCGGGUCAGCCAUGCACGUGUUUGUAAAGCAGUUCAACAAAUUGUUGUUUGAUAGAGACGCCGAAGAGAGCUUCCAGGAGAAGAGGACACGCCUGGGUGGGAUUGUCUACAAAGUUGGGGAGCCAAUCGAGAAACACGCCGCCAAGAUAUAUACUUGUACAAUGUUCGAGAAGUUCCAGGAAUGUUUGUACAAGGCCGGUUCUUACUAUGUUGACGAGUUGGUGCCAGGAGAGGUAUAUGCUGCUACACAUUUUGAUAGUGAGAGCCGAGAGAAGUGGUGCAAGGCGAAGUACACAAUUACAGUUAGCGCUGGUUGUUAUACAUGCGAAUGCGGCAUGUACGAACACAUGGGCAUGCUCUGUUGCCAUGUGCUGAAGGUUCUGACCCACCUUAGGUUGAAAGAGAUUCCAGCCGCGCAUGUGCUGAAAAGAUGGACAGUGGAUGCCCGAGACAUUUUGCCAAUGCAUCUUGUGCAAUACCAAAAAGACCAAGGACUUGUUACGUCCUUCAGUUUCAGGCACUCCCAGUUGUACCUGAAUUGCAUGGAAGUUGUGAGGCUGGGCGAUGUAAAUGUCGAUGCAUACACCACAGCGAUGGAGACAAUAAUGGUGCUGGUGCCGAAACUGAAGACGGUAGCUGUCGAAUGUGAUGGUUUAGGGCUAGAGGAGAGGCUGAAUGCAAAGAGGGCUCGGGUUGGUGGACCGGCAACACAGGCAGUGGGGCAGAACAUCCAGCGCAACAAUUUGUGCUCAGAUGCAGCCAUCCUCGCUCCAUCCAAAAACAGAAGUGGUGGGAGGCCGACAAGCAGCCCCGACAAGCCCCCUUACGAGACUACUUCGAAGCGAACGAGGUUCUGCACGGUAUGCAGGCUACCGGGACACAAGAGCACGACGUGCCCCGACCGCCCCCCGGGUGCGGCGAAACCAAGGAAAGAAGCCAAAUGUUCGAACUGUGGGCUGCCCGGCCACCGCAAGACGAGUUGUGUCAGCAAAAAUCAACCACACGUACCUGAUAAAGAUGGUACCUAACCUUAAAUCUACAACUAACAUAGCUUACUGGCUACAUGGAAUCAGUUCCUGUAAUAGAUAGCUACUAGCAUCAUUAGCUGAACAAAGCUAAUAAUCAGCAGUGCCUUCAGCA